AGUAGGGGCCCACCCAUCUCUCUCUUAUCUUUAUUCCACAACCCCACUCCCAACCCUCACGUGUAUUUCACGUGCCACUACUUCUGUGUAACUUGCAAAACCACCACACAAAAAAUUAAUCAUAAGUUCAAAAUUCCAAUCGCCAAAACCUAGUCCCUAAGGUGGUUUUUGAGACGAAACCCAGAUCGGAAAACCCGUUAGAAUUCUAAUGAGAUGAAUUUGAGACAAAGACCAGCACCCACGCGCGGCCGUGGUGAAUCACACGCGCCGCCGCCUGCCGCGAGGUACGAAGAGCCAUACAACAUAAUCCCCAUCCACAGUUUACUCUCCGACCACCCGUCUCUCCGGUACCCAGAAGUACGCGCCGCCGCUGCUGCUCUACGCGCCGUCGGGGAUCUCCGGCGACCACCGUAUCGUGAAUGGCGAGAUGGGAUGGACCUUAUGGACUGGUUAGGUGCAUUUUUCGGGUUUCAAAACGACAACGUUCGGAAUCAACGAGAGCAUCUUGUUCUUCACCUUGCAAACGCCCAAAUGCGCCUCUCACCGCCUCCGGCCAUCGCCGAUAACCUCGACCCGAAGGUGUUACAUAGCUUUCGCCGUAAGCUCCUCCGAAACUACGAGUCGUGGUGCUCGUAUCUCCGAAAGAAAUCACAGGUUCGCCUCCCACUUUUCCGACAAAACCCGGAGACUCACCGCCGGGAGCUUUUGUAUGUAGCUAUGUAUCUGUUAAUCUGGGGUGAAGCCGGAAACCUCCGGUUCACACCGGAAUGCAUUUGCUAUAUUUAUCAUCAUAUGACCAUGGAGUUGAACCAAGUUCUCUCUGGAGACACUGAUGUCAACACUGCCCGCCCGUUUAACCCAUCGAUAUAUGGUGAAAACGCGUUUCUAACGAAAGUUGUUACGCCCAUUUACAAAACGAUUAAAACCGAAGUCGAAAGGAGUAGGAACGGGACUGCCCCGCAUAGUGCUUGGAGGAAUUACGAUGAUAUAAACGAGUUUUUCUGGAGUCGGAAAUGCUUUAAGAAGCUUAAAUGGCCGUUGGAUCUUUCGAGCAAUUUCUUUGUGGAUGAUCCGAAAGCGACUAACAGGGUUGGGAAAACGGGGUUUGUUGAGCAACGGACGUUUUGGAACAUUUUUAGAAACUUUGAUCGGUUAUGGGUGUUGUUAUUCUUGUUCUUCCAAGCUGCGAUGAUUGUAGCUUGGCGGGAAACCGAGUAUCCGUGGGAUGCAAUCAGGGACCGUGAUGUACAAGUUGAGUUGCUUACGGUGUUUAUUACGUGGGCUGGUCUUCGAUUUGCCCAAUCAAUUCUGGAUGCUGGGACACAGUACAGUUUAGUUUCAAAAGACUCGAAAUUGCUUCUGUUUCGAAUGGUUAUGAAAAGCAUGGUGUCGUUAACGUGGACUGCCGUGUUCACCGUCUUCUACGUUCAGAUUUGGAUUCAAAAGAAUUCCGAUGGGCGGUGGUCGGAUGCUGCGUUAGAUAAGAUCUACGUUUUCUUGAAAUCUGGUUUUGUUUUUGUCGUCCCGGAAGUGCUUGCUUUGAUCCUUUUCAUUCUUCCAUGGGUCAGAAACUUUAUAGAAAACACAGAUUUCAUACUUUUUGACAUGUUAACAUGGUGGUUUCAUUCACGCCUCUAUGUAGGAAGAGGUUUACGGGAAGGAUUAGUUGAUAACAUCAAGUAUACACUCUUUUGGAUAGCCAUAUUACUCUCGAAGUUUUCGUUUAGUUAUUUUCUGCAAAUUAAGCCGCUCGUUGCACCCACGAAAGCGUUAUUAAGCCUCAGAUUAUCCCGCUAUAACUGGCAUGAGUUUUUCAGCAACACGAACCGAAUGGCGGUUGUUCUUAUAUGGACUCCUGUUGUUUUGAUGUAUUUAGUUGAUAUUCAGUUAUGGUACACGGUAUUCUCGGCUUUCGUUGGAUCCGUUAUCGGUUUAUUUUCACAUCUGGGGGAGAUUCGGAACAUCGAGCAGCUCAGGUUACGGUUCCAGUUUUUUGCUAGCGCGUUACAGUUUAAUAUAAUCCCCGAGGAUCUAACGUUGGUUGCAAAAGAUAACCUUGUCCAGAAGUUACGUAACGCGUAUCACCGGUUUAGACUUCGUUACGGGCUCGGUCAACCUCACAAGAAACUGGAAUCGAGUCAGGUUGAUGCGCGACAGUUUGCUUUGCUUUGGAAUGAAAUUAUUUUUACGAUGAGGGAAGAAGAUUUGAUCAGUAAUAAGGAUGUGGAGCUACUUGAAUUGCCGCCUAAUUGUUGGGGCAUUAUGGUGGUUCGGUGGCCGUGUAUUCUUUUGUGUAACGAGCUGCUUCUUGCGCUGAACCAGGCGAGUGAGCUAGCUAGUGCACCUGACCGGUGGGUUUGGUUCAGGAUUUCUACCAGUGAGUACAGGCGGUGUGCGGUUAUCGAAGCGUAUUGUAGCAUUCGGUAUGUGCUACUCUAUAUCAUUCACGAGAGAUCCGAAGAACGCGGAAUCGUUACAAGAUUUUUCGAGGAAAUUGAUAAAUUGGUAGAGACCGGCAAGUUUACAACCGAAUACAAAUGUCAAGCGCUUCCUAAUAUUCAUGCUAAGUUAAUUAUUCUUGUUGACAUUCUGAUGUCACCGAAACAAGACAUGCGCAAAUUAGUCGAUGUUUUGCAAACGCUUUACGAGCUUAUGGUUAAAGAGCUACCACGGUGUAAGAAACCUGUGGGUCAAUUGAUGCAGCAAGCUCUAGCCCCGCGAAACCCGGCUACAACCGAAGAGGGAUUACUUUUCGUGAACAAAGUUCGGUUUCCAAAACCCGAUGAUGCGUUCUUCCACAGGCAGUUACGGAGGUUAAAAACGAUUUUGAGUUCUCGCGACUCGAUGCGGAAUGUCCCGAAAAACAUUGAGGCCCGGAGACGCAUUGCGUUCUUUAGCAACUCGGUCUUUAUGAAUAUCCCACGGGCCCCACAAGUUGAAAAAAUGAUGGCGUUUAGCGUUUUGACACCGUAUUAUGACGAGGAUGUUUUGUACAAAAAAGAAUCGCUAAGAAACCCGAACGAUGAUGGGAUCUCAACACUGUUUUAUUUACAAAAAAUAUACGAAGACGAGUGGGAGAAUUUUAUGGAACGGAUGCGGGGUGACGGGAUGGAAAAUGAUGACGAAAUUUUUACCACAAGAUCUCGGGACCUUCGUGUUUGGGCAUCAUAUCGUGGUCAAACGUUGUCAAGAACGGUUCGUGGAAUGAUGUAUUAUUAUCGAGCCCUUAAAAUUCUCGCGUAUCUUGAUACUGCUUCUGAGAUGGAAAUGCAGCAAGGAUCAAUGGGUCUCUGGGGUUCGAGAAAUUUACACCAAAGCCGAGCUGUGAACGAGUUUGGUGCGGUGAUGAUGAAGUUCACGUAUGUUGUUGCAUGCCAGAUUUACGGGACCCAGAAACGAAAAGGGGAGUCACAAGCCGAAGAUAUUGCAAAUUUGAUGAAAAAUAAUGAAGCGCUUCGUGUCGCUUAUGUAGAUGAAGUUCAUCUGGGUCGGGGGGAGGUCGAGUACUACUCGGUUCUCGUGAAGUAUAACCAACAGUUAAAGCAAGAAGAAGAAAUUUACCGGAUCAAGUUACCGGGCCCGAUGAAGCUCGGUGAAGGAAAACCCGAGAACCAAAAUCACGCGAUUAUCUUCACUCGAGGUGAUGCACUUCAGACAAUCGACAUGAACCAAGAUCAUUCAUUUGAGGAGGCGUUAAAGAUGCGAAACCUUUUGGAGGAAUUCAAGAUCAAUCACGGGAUCCGAAAACCAACCAUUCUCGGUGUUCGCGAAAACAUAUUUACAGGUUCGGUUUCGUCGCUCGCGUGGUUCAUGUCAACUCAAGAAAUGAGCUUCGUGACACUCGGUCAACGGGUGCUCGCAAACCCUUUAAAAGUUCGAAUGCAUUACGGUCACCCUGAUGUUUUUGACCGGUUCUGGUUCUUGACACGGGGCGGAGUUAGUAAGGCUUCGAAAGUAAUCAACAUCAGUGAAGACAUAUUUGCGGGGUUUAAUUGUACUUUACGGGGCGGUAACGUGACACAUCACGAGUAUAUUCAAGUAGGAAAAGGUCGGGAUGUCGGGUUGAAUCAGAUCUCGAUGUUUGAAGCAAAAGUUUCUUCAGGUAACGGUGAACAGGUUUUGAGUCGGGACGUAUACCGGUUAGGACACCGACUCGAUUUCUUUCGUAUGAUGUCGUUUUUUUACACGACAGUCGGAUUUUAUUACAAUACAAUGAUCAUGAUUCUGAUGGUUUACACUUUUCUGUGGGGCCGGCUAUAUCUCGCACUGAGUGGGGUCGAGGGUGCAGCCUUGGAUAACACUCGGUACAACCGAGCAUUCGGUGCAGUCCUGAACCAACAAUUCGUGGUUCAGAUCGGGGUUUUCACCGCACUUCCAAUGAUAGUCGAGAACUCGAUAGAACACGGGUUUUUAUCCGCUGUGUGGGAUUACCUGACAAUGCAGCUACAACUCGCCUCGAUUUUCUUCACGUUCUCAAUGGGGACCCGUAGCCACUACUUCGGUCGAACCAUUCUUCAUGGUGGGGCCAAGUACCGAGCCACGGGACGCGGGUUUGUUGUAGAACAUAAAAGUUUUGCCGAGAACUACCGUUUAUACGCUCGAAGCCAUUUCGUGAAGGGAAUCGAGCUCGGUGUGAUCUUAAUUGUGUAUGCCUCGAACACUCCGUUAGCUAUAAGUCGUUUCAUUUACAUAAUUCUAAACCUCUCGAGUUGGUUUCUUGUCGUUUCGUGGAUUAUGGGCCCGUUUGUGUUUAACCCUUCGGGUUUUGAUUGGUUGAAAACCGUCUACGAUUUUAACGACUUCGUGAAAUGGCUUUUUUACGGUGGCGGGUCGCUAGCGAAAGCUGAUGUUAGCUGGGAAACAUGGUGGUACGAGGAGCAAGAUCAUUUACGAGCCACCGGAUUAUGGGGGAAGUUAUUGGAAAUAAUUCUCGAUCUACGGUUCUUUUUUUUCCAAUAUGGUGUCGUGUACCAUCUCAAUAUAGCAGAGGGCAAAACGGGUAUCGGCGUGUACUUGAUCUCGUGGGUUUUCAUGAUUGCUGCUGUAGCGGUUUACAUUGUGAUGGCGUAUGCUCAAGACAAAUACGCAGCAAAUGAACAUAUCAGAUACCGGAAAGUGCAAGUCGUGGUGACGUUUGCAGUCGUGUUUGUGACUCUGAUGUUGUUGAACUUUACAGCGUUGACGGUUUUGGAUUUGUUCUCGAGUGUGUUGGCAUUUAUUCCGACCGGGUGGGGGAUUAUAUCGAUCGCACAGGUUUUAAGGCCGUUUCUUGAGAGCUCCAUUGUUUGGGAUUCAGUUGUGUCGUUGGCUCGGAUUUAUGAUUUGUUGAUCGGGAUGUGUGUUUUGGCUCCCCUUGCGUUUUUAUCGUGGAUGCCCGGGUUUCAAGCCAUGCAAACGAGGAUUUUGUUCAAUGAAGCGUUUAGUCGUGGGCUUCAGAUCUCGAGGAUUCUUACCGGGAAGAAGAUUAACCCAGAGUCAUGAUAUGUAUCCAGGAUUUUGUCGUAUCAAAAUGACCUUUACUCCCUUGGGUUCAUCAAGCCGCUCAGUAGCUGUCGGUUUUUAUGCAGACAUAGCUUCGUUAACAGAUGUCAUGAAGAAACCGGGGGUCGUUUUGUCAUUAUUUCUUAUUGUGUAGCGAUUGAACCUUAAAACUUUUGACCCCUAUCAACGGGUCAAAACUUUUUUGCCGCAGUAAAUAGAUUCAGUUCAAUUCGUACGUA
Helianthus annuus (common sunflower) is the source of this 5720-nucleotide messenger RNA. Its product is annotated as callose synthase 11. The record is from RefSeq and is a predicted model, not a curated record. The transcript has 3 exons. Bases 214 to 5481 code for a protein of 1755 amino acids. Gene Ontology annotation, cellular component: plasma membrane; 1,3-beta-D-glucan synthase complex. Lineage: Eukaryota; Viridiplantae; Streptophyta; Magnoliopsida; Asterales; Asteraceae. Gene Ontology annotation, molecular function: 1,3-beta-D-glucan synthase activity. Gene Ontology annotation, biological process: (1->3)-beta-D-glucan biosynthetic process.